Messenger RNA from Dicentrarchus labrax (European seabass), 3877 nucleotides. Its product is annotated as delta-like protein 4. Gene Ontology annotation, molecular function: calcium ion binding. Gene Ontology annotation, cellular component: plasma membrane; protein-containing complex. Gene Ontology annotation, biological process: multicellular organism development; heterophilic cell-cell adhesion; cell communication. The record is from RefSeq and is a predicted model, not a curated record. The coding region runs from base 395 to 2461 and encodes 688 amino acids. The transcript has 11 exons. NCBI's taxonomy places the organism in Eukaryota, Metazoa, Chordata, Actinopteri, Moronidae.
UUCACUGGCAGUCACUAUGCGCUGAUGCUCCGCCACAUGCUCGCAUCACUGUUGGCAACACAAGCCUCGCAUCAGCACUGCAAACUCAAACCACAUCUGACCGGCACGAUGGAUGGGCAACAUAAAGACCGCAGACAGACUCACUUGUGGAUAUUGACGUUACUGAUAUUUGUCUAACCUCAAGCACUCUGGAUAACUCGGUCUUUUCCAACUUCUUCUUCUGGAUACGGAUUGUGGAACUGGAUCUCGUCCUACAGGCUUUGGAAGAAGGAUUAUAUUUAUUUAGAUCACUUUAUUUGUCAUCACUCCGUUUUCGCCAUCACCACUUGGAAUAAGGGCGUUUUGUUGGAGGACAAACUGAUUUUUUAAGGAUACGCACAUCAAACUCUAAAGAAUGGCCGUUUGGUUCACCUCUAUCCUCGCAAUAGUUAUGACAAUAUUUACUCAGGUUCUGGGAUCAGGUGUAUUCGAGAUAGAUCUCCAUCACUUUCAGAAUACUAAAGGUUUGCUGGCAAAUGGACUUAGUUGCAGCAGGACUGGCUGCAGGACUUAUUUCAGGGUUUGUUUGAAGAACUUCCAGACUGUGGUGUCUCCCGGAGACUGUAUAUUUGGCAAAGUCACCACACCUGUUCUGGGCACCGACUCCUUCAGCAUCCAGCCGGACGCCAGGCUGCGCCUGCCGCUCAACUUCACCUGGCCGGGUGCUUUCUCAUUAGUUAUCGAAGCCUGGUUUUCUCCUGCAGCGGACCUACCUGGAGACACCACCAACCCUGAUUUCUUGAUUAGUUCUUUUGCCAUCCAAAGACAGUUGGGAAUAGGGCAUGAGUGGUCCCAGGAUGUGCAGAACGGGACGCAGACGGAGCUAAGGUACUCAUACCGGUUCAUCUGCAAUGAAAAUUACUACGGGGACACUUGUUCCAAAAUAUGCGCUCCGAGAGACGACCAUUUUGGCCACUACACCUGCAAGCCUGACGGGCAAAUAGCCUGUCUACCGGGAUGGAAGGGAGAAUACUGCCAAGAACCAAUCUGUCUUGAGGGGUGCAAUGAAAGGAAUGGAAACUGCACAUUACCCGGAGAGUGCAAAUGCAGAGAGGGCUGGCAGGGACUCUUUUGUGAUAUGUGUAAACUCCAUCCAUCCUGUAAACAUGGUACCUGUAAAGAGCCGUGGCAGUGCACCUGCAAGGAAGGCUGGGGAGGCAUCUUUUGUGACCAAGAUCUGAACUACUGCACCCACCACAAACCCUGCGCCAACGGGGCCACGUGUAUGAACACGGGCCAGGGCAGCUACACCUGCACCUGCCUGCCAGGCUUCACCGGGGUUAACUGUGACUUGGAGGUCAGGGAGUGUGACAGCCAGCCCUGUCGCAACGGAGGCCACUGCCUGGAUUCUGAGAAUGGCUAUAGGUGUGUGUGCCCACAGGGGUUUGAAGGGACACACUGUGAACACAGGAUGCUGACCUGCGCAGAUACACCCUGCUUUCAUGGUGGCAAAUGCAGAGAGAGGGACAAUGGGCAUACUUAUACAUGCGAGUGUCCAGCAGGCUACACUGGACUGAACUGUGAGAAGAAAGUGGAUAAAUGUACCUCACUGCAAUGCACCAAUGGUGGACACUGUGUGAUCCACGGUAACCUCCGGCUGUGCAGCUGUCGCUCAGGCUUCACAGGUCUGCGCUGUGAGAUCAACAUCAACGAGUGUGCCAGGAACCCCUGCGCAAACGGCUCCACCUGCAUAGACCGCAUCAAUGACUACACCUGCACCUGCCCCCCAGGGUACACAGGGCGCCACUGUGACAAGUCAACAGACCACUGUGCCUCGCGACCCUGCCUGAACGGCGGGACCUGCACCAUCGGAGCGAAAGGCCAGCCUACCUGCAUCUGCCCUGCCCAUUACAGCGGCCCCCAGUGCCAGUCAGACGAUGUGCCUUCACCCAACACCCCCAGCCCAGAAAUAGGCUGGGAGCCCAAUGACAAGUUGAGCUUGGCAGCCAUCGGCUUGGGUAUAGGCCUGGUGGCUGUUCUGGUGUUUUUUUGCAUGGUAGUGGUGGUAAGACGUCACGUCAGGAAGCAGAGAAACAAUGAGCAGGACUCAGAGACCAUGAACAACCUCUCCAAGGGAGACUUUCAGAAAGGGAACCUCAACUCUACUCUAGAACUAAAGAACAACAAUAAAAAGGCAGAUUUGGAGAUGGACUGUCCCAGGGAAAAGUCUAAUCACAAACACAUCAGCCACUACCAGCUGGACUAUAAAACCUCCAAGGGGUACAAGGAUGAACAGUCCCUUUUGUACAAAGACGAAAACUGUGAAAAGACGAUAGAAGAAAAAAAGCCUUUAAGUAGAACGUUCAGUGAAAGGCCAGAGUGUAGAAUAUCAACAAUAAGUCCUUCCAGAGAUUCAAUGUACCAGUAUGUCUUUGUAAUAGCGGAGGAGAAAGAUGAAUGCAUCAUUGCAACUGAGGUAUAAUAAAUAGAAGAUAUUAUUCACUGUCAACAUUGGAUUUCUUGCGGACUGUUUACAAGUGUGGAGAGACUAGGAUUUAUUUAAAUGCAAGUUGCUGCUCUUGAAAACUUGAUAACUGGAUGGAGCCGGUGUGCUCUUUGAAUUCAAUAGAACUAAAGCUACUAAUCUUUGUGAGAAUGUAAAGACUGAAAAGACUGCGGUAAAUAAUGAGCAAAUCUGACUUGUGGAUGCGCCUUUGAUAUUUUUGACUCAGCCCCUUGUCUGCUCCGUCCAAGUUCACCCAAGGGCUUCAGGCCAAGAUGUUUAUGCCUGUGUGAUGAUUAGAAGAAGAGGACUAUCAUGAUGCACUCCUCUCCACCUUACUGCAGUAGACAGCAAUCAACAAAUCAACUUACUGCCAACUAGCCUGUGGAAGGAGCCAGCCUUUUCCAUUUUUGUGGCCUGCAAUGCGCUAUGCAAACAGAAAUCAGCAUUGUGCUAAAUCAAAAAGGGACAAAAACUACUGAAAACGGUUCAUUUUUGAAGGAUAUUUAGGGUUAUCAUUUUUGUAAAUCCUUUUUUAUAAAGAAUGUAUGCAGCAUAGAUCACAAAGCCUUAUAUGUGUGUUUAAGAAAAACAUUGUGCCCCGUCUUAUCUUGAUUCUUUGCACAGCAAAAUGGAGGAAACAUAAAAGAUCAAAAGAUGCAAUACGCUGUAGCUCCAUGCAGAGAAACUCAUGAUACGGCCUCGUUUUACCUUAUGCAAGAUCACCCUUAAAUAAAGACAAAGAAAUACAUUAAGUGACUAUCGUACCAAGGACGCCUUCAAAGGAAAUUACUGAACCAAUAAUGUUAUUUUGUAAGAUUAGCAUUUCAUUAGUAAUUUAAGAAUAUGAAGCACUGAUCUGUCUCUUUCUAUGUUUUAUAAGAUUAUUUUGUAUAUACUGUAUAUUUAUAUGUUGAGAUUAGAAGUAUGAACAUCUGUUUUUAAGUUGACGCCCAGAAAAGGUGAAUUUAUUUUUAAAGUGUCAUUGGUGUUUUAUUUUAUUAUUUUUUUGUUAUAAAAAAAGAAGCAAUUAAUACAUAUCUGGUACACUGUUUGUUUGUUGCUCUUCAAUGGUUGAGUGUACAUGUGGUCAAAUAGAGAUCCUAAUUUAAAUGUUGGAAUCAUCUAGAAACUUUAUUUGUGUCAGCUGGUGUGGAAGUGGCUUCAGUGUUUAUAGAUACAGUCAUAUAUAUUCGGCCUGGUAGCUUUUCUGAUGAUUCCAUGUCUAUGUCCAUCUGUGUCCGUGUGAAAUCAAUGUGCUAGCAAUCAUUCAGUGGACAGUAUUGUAAUUGGCAGCAAUGUAAGGAAUUAUUCAAACUAAAAGAUAUAUAUUUAAAAAAAACAAAAAAACAUCUGUAUGUGAAAAUAAAAAGUCCUUGUGGUCUUUCUACAGUA